AUGUUUUUUACUAAAAUACCAGAAAACGAAAACAUCAAAGACUACUAUGAAAUAAAAGUCGAUGGUAAAAUAUUUUAUGGCCCAAGACAGCAGAGUAGUGAAAAGAAUGCUGGUGUCAAAAGAAGGUACAGUGAUCAGUUUAAAGAUCCGCUCUUUACUGCCAAGGACACUUAUAGAAAGUUGAAUAUGAUAAAACAGUUCAAAAUAAAAUACAAAGACAUAGGGUUAAUUACAAAAAGAUAUAUUGAUUGUAUUGAAAACUGCAUUUGUAUUUUAGAAAAAGAGUUUUCCAUUGUGCCAAGAACGGUGUUCCAGUCAUUUGAUUUGAAACAGCUAGGGAUUAACCCUGAUGAUUUUGGAGUGGAGAAAGAGGAGUGUGCCUCAGAGUCAGAAUAA
Vittaforma corneae ATCC 50505 is the source of this 396-nucleotide messenger RNA. RefSeq lists its product as uncharacterized. Lineage: Eukaryota; Fungi; Microsporidia; Nosematidae. The record is from RefSeq and is a predicted model, not a curated record. The transcript has a single exon. The coding region runs from base 1 to 396 and encodes 131 amino acids.